Zootoca vivipara (common lizard) is the source of this 524-nucleotide messenger RNA. RefSeq names its product ribosomal protein L39 (gene RPL39). Gene Ontology annotation, biological process: translation. The record is from RefSeq and is a predicted model, not a curated record. Gene Ontology annotation, molecular function: structural constituent of ribosome. Gene Ontology annotation, cellular component: ribosome; cytosolic large ribosomal subunit. NCBI's taxonomy places the organism in Eukaryota, Metazoa, Chordata, Lepidosauria, Squamata, Lacertidae.
GCCUCUUUCCCCCAUCAGCCUCUGCGCCGCUUCCUCUUCCUCUUUUCGUUUGUUGCCAUUGUGGUGAGCGGUUGGUGGAGCUCGAGCAUGUCUUCCCACAAGACGUUCAAGAUCAAGCGGUUUCUUGCUAAGAAGCAGAAGCAGAACCGGCCCAUCCCGCAAUGGAUCCGCAUGAAAACUGGCAAUAAAAUCAGGUACAACUCCAAAAGGAGACACUGGAGGAGGACCAAGCUCGGCCUGUAAAGAGAAGCAGCUCCAAUCUUACCGGCACAACCCUGUAUCUUGCAUCUCUUGAGUGCCAGAAUGGUCUCUUCCAAUCAACUUUCCACAUUAUCAGGGCUGGAAUUUCAUCUUGUGCUGUGCAGUCUCCCCCCUUUGUAGAAAUAUUUGUUAUUACAAAUUUUAAUGAGAAAAAAACCUGAAUGAUGUCUUUUGGUUCUCAGUGUCAUGCGUACUGGCUGAAUUCUUGUUGCCGGUGGAGAGAAGCUCAUUAAUAAAUAUGAGAUUCCACAUAUUUUAACAAA